AUGAAUUGGGCAACGAAUGGGUCUCAGGCAACAAAGGCGGCGGCAGCCAUGGAAAGGGAGGAAAAGCGGGAGGAAGAUCUGAUGGGAGCAGAUUGGAAUUGGAGUCUCCCUCUCACACCCUCUGACACCUGCAACGGCUACCAGAGCCUCCUCCCGCUAAUUGGCUCUCUUUUCAUCACCGACACCGAAGUUAGCUGGCGUCUGGCGGGGGUGGUGGUCCGCUGGGGGGAUCUGGAGCUGCUCUUGGUGGCACUUUACUUACCGGCGCAACCGGAAAACAGGGCUCCGUUUUACAGGGACUGUCUGGAGCCUUUCCUGAGCACCUUACCGAAGUUGCAGAAUGUCAUGGUGAUGGGUGACCUAAAUGUGGUGGAGGAUCCAGCGCUGGACAAGUCGUCUUGUGUUGGGUCGGCGGCGGAGAACAGAAGGCUGAUGGGGUUCUGGGCGAACACCCCGCUCACCGACGUCUUCCGUUUUACGCAUCCUGGGAAAAGGGAAUACACUUUCCAUAUGAAAUCCAAAGGGAAGCUGCAGGAGUGGCUCGGGGUUAAUGCUGAAUUGGAUGGGGAGGCAACGACUGGUUUCCUGUCCGGGAAGGUGAAAGUGCAUAAGGCCAAGACGGAAAUGUCAGCUGUUCUUUUCAAGGGGAAAACUCACCUGGGCGCGAGGGAGGUGCUCGCGGCGGCGACGGAUUUCUUCAAAGACUCCUUUGGCGGACGUGGGGAGGCGGACGCCAGUGUGACGGAGCCAGUGGUUAUGAAUCGGACGCUCUGUGACGCUAGUCGGGCUGCACUUAGCGUGCCAUGGUCGGAGGAGGAGGUCCGGACGGCGGUGCGUGAGCUUGCUCCAGGGAAGUCCCCCGGCCAGGACGGUCUUCCCAAGGAGCUGUUCGAGCAUAAUUGGGACCUGCUUGGUCCAGUGCUGAUGAAGUUCGUCGGGGACUUCACGCGUUCGGCGGAACUCCCACGGGAAAUCUCUACUGCGGUCACGAUCCUGUUACACAAAAAGGGGAGUAAGGAGGAGCUUGGGAACUAUCGGCCCAUCACGCUGCUAAGCACGGUCUACAAGGUGCUGGCGAAGGUCAUGGUGACAAGGCUAAAUAGGGUUCUGCAUGAGGUGAUUUCGGAGGACCAGGUGGGGUUCUUACCUGGCAGGAAGCUGGCAGAUGCGGUCGCGGUGGUAGCAGACGCGGUUGAGGCUGGAGCCAGCGGCGGGGAGGACUGGUUCCUCCUGAUGGUUGACUUUCAGAAGGCCUUCGACUCCAUCUCGAGGCCUUUCCUCUUCCGUACACUGCGAGGGAUGGGCAUCCCGGAGAACUUCGUGUCUUGGGCGAAAGGCCUGCACACAGGCGCGGGAACGAGGUUGCAUAUUAACGGAUGGACAGGCGACAGGGUUGCGGUGGAGAGAGGGGUGCGGCAAGGCUGCCCGCUGGCGCCGUACCUGUUUUUAUGCGCGGUGGAGCCACUCUGUCAGGAGUUUGCGCGGCGAAGACUGGGUGUCGGCGACGGCGGGGCAGAGAGGCUGGCAUAUCUGGGUUAUGCUGACGACACAUCGCUUCUGCUGAACGGGGAGGAGCAACUGGCUGUUGCAGCUGAAGUGUUGGAAAACUUUGGGGAGGCAUCGGGGCUGAAAGUGAACAAAGAUAAGACGGUGGUCUUUCCGCUUGGAGUGAACAGAGGGAGACUCCCACCGGCGGACCUGCAGUACAAAUGGGCCGAUAAAGAUGCACCGGAGAGAUUGCUGGGUGUCUGGAUCACCCCAAACGGCGACCCGCUUCCGUCCUGGAAAAAGGCGUUAGAAAGGGCGCGCAAGGAAUUGGCCAAAUGGGAGAUUCAUCACUUAACAACGUCGGCGAGAGUCACGAUAAUCAACGGGUACAUCUCGCCCAUCUUCAUGUUUCAAGCAUACAUUUACCCGCCUCCAGAGGAGAUAUGGUCGAAGAUCAAGGCGACGGAAGAAAAGGCCUUCAUUCUCUGGAAUUACGAGCUGGUCUGUACACGAAGGGAGGAGGGGGGGCUGGGGAUGAUCUGCCCCAAAAAACGGUUUGAGAGCAUAGCAGUGCAGAACGUCGGGCGCAUGAUGCUGCAAGCAAACCCGAUCAAGAAGUGGUUGACGGAGCGGGCGGCGGCGUUGCCUCUGGGUCCGGAUACGAUAUAUGCUCACCAAUCCCUGCUGAAGCACUGGGCGGAGGGAAGCAAGCGGUGGAAAGACAUGGUGCAAGCAUUCUGGAAAUCCCCCUUUUGCGUCACCCCGGAGCCGGAAAAUCGCUGGGAGGUGGAGCGCGAGCGGUUAGCUUUCAACAGACGUAUACCUUUCCGGGGAGCCAGUCCGUUUGGGAACCAGAAAGGCUCGGCGUGUUUGCUGGAUCUGACGAUGGGAGAUCUGAUCUGGCGCCGGCCGGAUGGCUCGCGGGGGCUGAAAGACGAGGGCACCUUGGUGAACGAACUUGGCAGUGUGGAGGCGGCGAAGCUGGCCUUGAAGGCUUUCGGAGCGGCGCCGGCCAGGUGGAGAGAGCUGGUGUUGGAACCCCUGACGAGCGAGGAAUUUGCGGCUAAAGUUCCUCUACUGCGGUAUCAGAGGGACGCUGCUUCACGCCCUACACUCUGGAAAGUCACCGGCACGGACAGCGGUAGGGUGACGGGGGUGAUGUGCCAGGAAGGCGAUGAUGGUACUUUCACGGCUGGAAGCGGGAGAUACCCGGUUAACUUUGGGCUGCACAGUGGGGAGCCGGUAGCGGCUGCCGGCAACAAGGCGUUGGGGGUGAUGGGCGAGACGAGAACAAAACUCCUGCAGUCUAAGCUAUGCAAGGACGGGGUGGUGGUGCCGCUGAAGGAGAUCAGGACGGGGCUAGUUAGCUCGGCAGGCACUGUGAAAGAGCAGAGGAGCCCACCGAAGGGGUUUCAGCCCACCGAAGGGGUUUCAGCCCCCGCCCUCCCAGCCAUGGGGAUUCAUCCCCUCCCCCUUCCCCCUUGUCAACCAGGCAAUGGCAUGGCAGACAUCAUGCCACAUCAGUGCACAUGA
Messenger RNA from Closterium sp. Yama58-4, 3021 nucleotides. Lineage: Eukaryota; Viridiplantae; Streptophyta; Zygnematophyceae; Desmidiales; Closteriaceae. The record is from the annotation of a GenBank genome assembly.